Messenger RNA from Hyla sarda, 1678 nucleotides. RefSeq names its product phosphate cytidylyltransferase 1B, choline (gene PCYT1B). Gene Ontology annotation, molecular function: choline-phosphate cytidylyltransferase activity; phosphatidylcholine binding. The transcript is spliced from 8 exons. Bases 224 to 1324 code for a protein of 366 amino acids. The record is from RefSeq and is a predicted model, not a curated record. Gene Ontology annotation, biological process: CDP-choline pathway. NCBI's taxonomy places the organism in Eukaryota, Metazoa, Chordata, Amphibia, Anura, Hylidae.
GCUAGUGCAUUCUGUGCCGAGCGCUUUACUGCUGCCUGGUUGUUAUAGUGAUAAACCGAGGGCCUGUGCAUCACCGCGUCUACUUAUACGAUUUAAACAGCAAUGUUCUUCUCCUCCUGGGAUUAAGACAGAAAGCUCGGAAAAAUAUCCAGCACUGCACUGCAUUGAAUCCCCAAGAGAAGUUCCACAUUGUGGAGGGAGCUGCAAGCAGCCUCUUCUGGCCAUGCCAGUUCUCAGCCUUGAUGCUGAGUCAGAAACAGGUAUCCCAAAAUCCCUUUGUGGUGAUCUUCUCCUAGGAACCAUGGAAGAAUUGGAGCAUACUUGUCCCCAGCCACGCUCGACUCUUGCUACACCUGCUCCAUAUGCUGUUGAUACAAGCUGCCAGUGCAAAGCCCCACAUGAAAAGUUAACCAUUGCUCAGGCUCAUUUUGGAACACCAGUUGACCGACCUGUCAGGGUAUAUGCAGAUGGAAUAUUUGAUCUCUUCCACUCAGGUCAUGCAAGAGCCCUUAUGCAAGCCAAGAACCUGUUCCCAAACAGUUAUCUGCUGGUUGGAGUUUGCAGUGAUGAGUUAACUCACAAGUACAAAGGUUUCACAGUAAUGAAUGAGAAUGAACGCUAUGAAGCUCUGCGCCAUUGUAGGUAUGUGGAUGAAGUCAUCACUGACGCCCCAUGGACGCUCACUCCAGAAUUUUUAGAGAAACAUAAGAUUGAUUUUGUGGCUCAUGAUGACAUCCCAUAUUCAUCAGCAGGUUCUGAUGAUGUCUACAAACACAUAAAGGAGGCAGGCAUGUUUGUACCAACACAGAGGACAGAAGGUAUCUCAACGUCAGACAUAAUCACUAGAAUCGUCCGUGAUUAUGAUGUUUAUGCCAGGCGCAAUCUCCAGAGGGGAUACACGGCAAAAGAGCUAAAUGUUAGUUUUAUAAACGAGAAAAAAUACAGAUUUCAAAACCAAGUAGAUAAAAUGAAAGAAAAAGUAAAAAAUGUAGAAGAAAAAUCUAAAGAAUUUGUCUACAAGGUGGAAGAAAAAAGUCACGAUUUAAUCCAGAAGUGGGAGGAGAAGUCAAGAGAAUUUAUUGGAAAUUUUCUGGAGUUAUUCGGUCCUGAUGGUGCCUGGAAGCAGAUGUUUCAGGAAAGAAGUGGGAGAAUGCUCCAAGCACUAUCUCCAAGGCAGAGUCCUUCAGGAAGCCCCACUCGAGAACGUUCCCCUUCACCCACCUUACCGUGGAUGCUCAAUAAGCCCUCACCACCAUCAUCACCCAAAGGUGCAGCCUCGGCCUCUCUCAGCAGCAUGAGUGAAGGAGAUGAAGAUGAAAAGUAGCUAGUACACAACAUGUUGUAUUAUAUAAGCAAUUAUGCCUUUUCCCACCACAGGGGCUACCUCCCUUAUUGCUUAGGUGGUCCAUCAAAGGUUAAAACAGAGUUUCUGUCAAGUAAAGUUUAAUCUGAGGAUUUAAACUGAAAGCAGUGAUUUGGGACAUGUAUAUAUUAUAUAUGUUCCCAAAUACCUACUUAUAAAAUGUUUUUUUUUUGGAAGGUGUCCCAAGACCCCACUGUAGGUAUGUUUGGACAAAUUUGUACUGAAGGAUAAGUGUCCAAUCUGGUCAGAGGUUACCAUGCCAAAGCUGUUUGAUAAUAAACUGGAGAAUAAACUACAAGGAUUCAAAAUGUGAAA